Molecule: messenger RNA, 2202 nt
Organism: Synchiropus splendidus (mandarinfish)
Lineage: Eukaryota; Metazoa; Chordata; Actinopteri; Syngnathiformes; Callionymidae
Gene: tmub1
Product: transmembrane and ubiquitin-like domain containing 1
Exons: 7
Coding region: 143-898 (251 amino acids)
Molecular function (GO): protein binding
Source: RefSeq, a predicted model, not a curated record
CGCCACGAAGAAGAAUAACCGGAAGUGACGCAGGCAGAGGGAAAUGGAUUAGCUGACUUAGCACUGUUAGCCUCUGGUCGAACUUCUGAGAUGAAUCUGAAGAGCUGAACUGUGUCUCUGGUGAUUGGCAGGCGGGGCAGCCAUGGCGCUGAUUGAGGGUGUGGGUGAUGAGGUGACGUUGCUUUUCGGGUCACUACUGCUUCUGUUGGUUCUGCUACUGGCUUGGUCGUCCACCCACACAUCAGAGCCCCCGGACCACCUGUUCACUUCAUCUGCCACGGCCCCUUCACCGAGAAGGGAGACCCUCCCGGAGACGCCCGGCUCAUCAGGGGACAUCUCAGCACCUUCUAGUUCAGUCAGUGAGAGCAGCGACACGUCCCCCCCUGAUGUGGCUGCACAGAGUGAUGAGGACAAAGAGGAUGAUGGGCCUGGGCAGGACGAGGGUGGAGAGUCAACACAGAGGAACAUGGUGGUCCGGCUGAAGUUCCUAAAUGACACUGAGAGGACUGCUCAUGUGGACCCUUUAGACACCGUGGGCUACAUCAAAAGAACCUACUUUGCGGGCCAGGAACAGCGAGUCCGCCUCAUUUAUCGGGGUCAACUGCUACAAGAUGACUCUCGGACCCUGCUGUCUCUGAACUUGGUUCACAACUGUGUCCUGCACUGUCACAUCUCGCAACACGCCGCCGGGGCGGGGCCUGGCGUGCGGCCCACGGACCAGGUCCAGGUGGCGCUGAAUGUCGGCAGCCUGAUGGUGCCGCUGUUGGUCCUAAUGCUGUCAGUGCUUUGGUACUGUCAGAUCCAGUACCGGCAGUUCUUCACUGCACCAGCCACGGCAUCUUUAGUGGGCAUCACUAUCUUUCUUAGCCUGGUGGCCUUCGGAGUCUACCGCCAUUAGCUGCGCUUUGAUGGCCUGGAUGCGAUGACGCGACCACACUGGGCUGCCUUUAGUUCCUGGUGCCAUGACACUUGGGAACCUGUAUAGGUCUGAAUCACAGUGCCUCUUUUAGGUUCUGGUUGCUGCUGGUUCUGAAGAGUCGGGCUGUCAGUGAGGUCUAAAUUAGAGAAAUGAGACCGUACAUGAGCAGUUUUGUAAGUCUAGACUGAACUGGAUCAGAACCAGGAACUACAAUUACUGUAAAUUUCAUCUUUGCAAAACAGAUAUUCUAUUAAAUUGUUUAUUUAUCUGCUUAUUGUUGUUUUUGUCUUGAAAACCACUGGCUGAGUCAUCACUGUGUGUGGGGAAUUUCUUCAGCAUGAGUCAGGGAUUUUAGGGGUGACCUGGUAUGAACUCACACUCAGGAUGGAUCUGGUGAAAGCUUGUGAUGCUGGUGUCACAUGCUGGUAUUUGGUGUGGGGGACGGGAGUGAACUUCAAUCAACAGUCAUUCAGCUCGUGCGACAAAGUAAUGAAGCGGUGCAAUUAACUGCGCUUCCCAUGCCACACCAUCGGGGGCGCUGUGGUGAGAGUCUAUUGCGACCGUGAUAGAACAAGACGAGGCAUUUGUGGCGGGAAAUAGUAGGUAUAAAAUCCACUUAGUCGGAACACGAAAUCCACAGUCGUCGGAUUGUGAGGCCGCCUGGGAAGGUACAGCGGACACUUCCUCUAUUAUACGUGGGUUAAUAACCGGCUCCGUCACUGCUACUGCAAUGACAAGAUGCAAGGAUUGGAUUAAAGGAGGACACGAGGAAGAGAUGAGUGAGUAGGGAAGCUGCACAAGAUGAGUGAAAGUGGAGGAGAUCAUCUUGCUGAGGCAACCACUGACGGCAAAUGCCUGAAGACAAAGGAGAUCAGGGUCACAUGUAGCUGAGAUCAACCAGGUUCCUGCAAGGAGAGAUGAGGCACAUUCAGAUGGGAACCUAACCAUCAGCACAGACAAGCACAUGGGUUGUGUGCUCAGCUGGAUGACUUUUGAAGUCCAGUCGUCUCCCAGUGUUGGUGUGUGGAGCACUUCACAUAAGACCCUACCGUGUGGCUGCCAUGUGUCGCAUGAUCGGAACCAAAGGUGGACCGGACUGUGUCAAACUUGUUUGAUUUGACAUAAAAAUCUGAGGUGGCGUUUGAUCCUGGGUCGAUCCGAGGUGAUGCCUGACACAUGACCUCCUCCAGUUAUUUAUUUUGCAAUCCAGCGCUGAUUCCAAUCUGUCCCUUUUCGUAACGCGUGUCAACUGAUUGUAUUCCUGAAUAAAGUUUGAGAACUGA